AUGUGGAUUUUUGUUCUGGUUGGAAAUAUUCUACAAGGAAUAGGUGAGACCCCAGUAGAGCCUCUGGGACUCUCCUAUGUGGAUGAUUUUGCAAAGGUGGAAAACUCACCAUUUUAUAUUGGAAUAAUACAGACUCUGUCCGUCCUUGGUCCGCUGUUGGGGUCCUUGUUGGCGUCUUACUUUGCACAGAUCUUCGUUGAUAUUGGUUUCAUAAAUCUGGAUGAGGUAUAUAUAACCAUGACAGACACGCGUUGGGUAGGUGCUUGGUGGAUGGGAUUCCUGGUCAGCGGAGUCCUCAACCUCCUUGCUGCUGUGCCCUUCUGCUUCUUCCCAAAGACUCUGCCCAAAGAGGGGGAAGAGGGUCUAACUGAGCUGAGGGAGACACUGCAGUCACCAGUACCUGAAAACAAUACAGAGACUGUCAAAAGAAAGGAGCUGACAUUGCAAGCAGGAUUUCUACUCGUUUUAAAGAAUCUAUUGAAGAAGAAGGUCUAUAUGCUGUUCAUUCUGGUCACAGUCAUUCAGUUCGGAGCUUUUGGCGGGUUUUUUUCAUUCUUCCCCAAAUACCUGGAGCAGCAGUAUGGGAAGUCUGCAUCAGAGGCCAUUUUUUUGAUUGGGAUGUACAGCCUGCCUAUCAUUGCUGUGGGAUACUUCCUGGGUGGAUUUUUAAUGAAGAGAUACAAGAUCUCCACCUUUCUGGCUGCCAAGAUUGGUUUUUGCACCUCCGUAACAGAAUAUCUUCUCUAUUUUCUGGCCUUUGCUUUGUUGUGCAAGAAUGCGGCUGUGGCUGGACUCACUGUCACAUAUGAUGGAAUUGAGGGCACUUCCUACUCGGAUAACUUAACGGCGGACUGUAACCUGAACUGCAACUGCCCUACCGAUAUCUGGGACCCUGUGUGCGGUGAUAACGGCAUGGCCUUCGUCUCUGCCUGUUUAGCUGGCUGCUCAUCCUCUAGUGGAAGAGGGCAGGAUGUGGUUUUUCACAACUGCAGCUGUGUUCUAUCCACAAACAGCACCGCCAUACUGGGCCAGUGUCCUCGGGAAGAGAAAUGUAACACCAUGCUGCUGUACUUCAUGAUCCUCAACCUGCUGUGCUGCUUCAUCUACUCAUUGGGGGCCAUGCCAGGAUACAUGGUGCUCAUCAGGGAGUCUCACCCCCGAGGAAAAGUCUUUCGGCUUGGAAUUCACCUCUUAGCUGCACGAGCACUGGGUGGGAUCCCCUCCCUAAUAUACUACGGAGCUGCCAUAGACUCAGCCUGUAUAAAAUGGGGAACAAACUACUGUGGUGAACCAGGAGCAUGCCGGAUGUACGAUUCUGAUGCCUACAGGUAUUUAUUUAUUGCUUAUAUUUAUAGAGCUCCAACAAUGAAUGCAGCACUUUACAUAUAA
This is a messenger RNA of Staurois parvus, 1389 nucleotides long. NCBI's taxonomy places the organism in Eukaryota, Metazoa, Chordata, Amphibia, Anura, Ranidae. The record is from the annotation of a GenBank genome assembly.